UUGAUACACUCGUGGAUGGCAUUGACUGUGAUACCGUGGUGUUUUUUAGGUUAAAAUCAUGAGUAUCCUUAAUCGCUUUAAACCACUGGUAUCACCGGUAUGUAGAGGUGGAGCUUUACUGGAACAAACGAGUGUUUUCAGAAGAGUCUGUUCGGGAUCCAAAGCUGCGUGUCACAGCCUGAGUUCGCCUCGGUGUUACAGAGCAGAUUUAGCCUCAUGUCACUUAUCCACUUAUUACUUUAACAGUAAAAGAUGGUAUUCGGAGCUGCACAGUGAAAGCAGUAAUUCACAGAAGAGUACUGAUGUUACUGAAGAGGUAUCACAGGUGGUGGAGAGUGACGUCAGUGCCCACCUGAGCCAGAGAUCCUCUGAAACUUUCAAUCUGGAUGUGCUGGUGUCUCUGCUGCGUCAGGAAAAUGCAGUGGACAUCUGUGUGAUUAAAGUACCAGAGCAGAUCAAAUAUGCAGAGUACUUCAUUGUUGUUAGCGGUAUAUCGCCGAGACAUCUCCGUGCAAUGGCUUUUUAUGCCAUUAAAGUGUAUAAAUUUCUGAAAACAAAUCAUGAUCCACAUGUUAAGAUUGAAGGAAAGGAUGCAGAUGACUGGAUGUGCGUUGACUUUGGGAAUAUGGUGGUUCACUUCAUGCUGCCAGAGACCAGAGAACUGUAUGAACUGGAGAAACUGUGGACGCUCCGCUCCUAUGAUGAACAGCUGAAGAGUAUCCCUGCUGAGAAACUACCAGAAGACUUCAUAUAUGAUAUUGAAGUCACAAAAGACUAAUCAUCAUGAAGUAGUGCACAAACUUCACCACCGGACUUGUAACUUUUGGAAACAUCCAGAACCACAACCUGCUUUGGUUAUCUUUGGUAAAACCCAAACACUUUUUGUUGGGAUUAAAUUGCCUUCAUUGGAUUGGGGAAAUAAAUAACAACAUACAACAGCUGCACCCUGAGGAUCACUGAUGUCAUAUUGAGUCAAUGUGGACAUCAUUACAUUAUUCUUUUUCAUUUAAAUUGGCCAUUUGAGGUCAUAACAAGAUAUAUAUAAAAUAUGGUUAUUUUCUUUUGUGUGAUUUUUGAAUGGUUUGAAAUAAAUUGAUGUUUAAACAAAAAUGAUAGCUGUACUAUAAUAAAAAUUGAUUUAUUUUUUGGGUAUUGUAUUUAACAUUAUCUGCAAGUAAAAUAAAAAUAAAAUGACUUGCCCUGCCAGGAUUAAUUUCUAGCUGUGUAAAGACAUGUUCAUUAUGCAAAUUAUGUUAAAGCAUUUUGAGCACAAUUUCUAUCUGUAACACAAGUUUUAAUAGUAAUUAAGUGUUACUGUAUUUAAUUCCUUUUGAAUGAAACACAUUUUUCCCAUAUGCCUUUAAAUAAAUGACCACUUUGUCAGUAUCACUUAUAGAC
Messenger RNA from Scomber japonicus (chub mackerel), 1398 nucleotides. It is a transcript of the gene malsu1, whose product is annotated as mitochondrial assembly of ribosomal large subunit 1. The transcript has 4 exons. Gene Ontology annotation, biological process: negative regulation of translation; negative regulation of ribosome biogenesis. Gene Ontology annotation, cellular component: mitochondrion. Lineage: Eukaryota; Metazoa; Chordata; Actinopteri; Scombriformes; Scombridae. The record is from RefSeq and is a predicted model, not a curated record. Gene Ontology annotation, molecular function: ribosomal large subunit binding. Bases 59 to 778 code for a protein of 239 amino acids.